AUUGAUUCUUGACGUUCUUUAGUUUACAAAUAAAAGUUUAGAAAAUGGCCACUCUUUAUGGCAGUGGAAAAGGUUGUGUUCGGGUUAUGGCCGGACUACAACUUUUGAUCGGUGUUAUAAUGUUCGUGUUUGGCGUCGUUGUUGCUGUGCUCGUUUGUCAUUGGACCUCUAAGGCUGGCUUGGGCAUUUGGAUAGGAAUAAUAGUGAUUGUAACGGCUUCUGUUGGCUUGUACAGUUGCUCUGUGAAUGGCCAGCAAAUGAUAACUUGGUACUCGUGGCUGUCAAUAUUUGUUUCAAUUCUGACACUCAUACUUUGCCUCUGCUAUGGUAUGGCCAUGGCUGAUUUCUUUGAUGAGAUGACAAGCAAUAACUCCCCUGUUGACAGAUUCUACUCCCGUCAAUAUGUUGCCAUUUACAUGAGGACGCACUACUACAGACAUUGUACAUCAUCCGCAAUAAGAGAAGAGAUUGAAAAGGAACGCACUGGUAUUCGAAAUAUUGUAGAAGAUGAAAAGGAUGAGGAAAGAAAUCUUUUGAUAGAUAUGGAGAUUCAUGGGAGAAAAGCAAUUGGUUUUGCAGCCACUUUACUGUGUGUGGGUGCAAUUGCUUUCAUCUUUGCCACUUCUUCUGUGAUGUAUGCUUGUACUGCUGCAGGAUGGUUCAUCAAGGAUACUGGUGAUGCCCCUUCAAAGUCAAGUGUCACCAUACAUCAUUCACAAGCAAGUCAAGUUUUCCUACGCUAGUGAGAGCUACUAUUGUAUCUGUUUUUUUACUAUUUGAUGUAAUUAUUCAUGUUCGACCGCCAAACAUACUGUAUGAGACUACGAGCUAGCAUGUAUUUCAAAAGUGUCAUAAAGUUACAAACACUUGCAUGUCCAUUACCAUUGUUCUUCAAAUGCACGUAAUGAAAUAUGUAGGUCUGUGCCUACUUUACUUCAUGUAAUUCUUUUAUGUAUGGCUUAUCAGUUUCUUUUACCAAGUUUUUUUGGCUGUUAAUAAUUGUAUUGUAUGUGGUACUUGGUCUUAAAUUUUGUUAUGCAUGUUAUAAUUUAUCAUAGACAAAUGUAUUUGAGUAAUUUUUAAUACUACAACACUUUCAUUUUCUUUGUAUGCUGAAAAUCUCUAUGUUUGUGGUAUCCACUAUCUAAAUUUGUAGUAAAAAAUUAACCGCUGGUCAAA
Messenger RNA from Xenia sp. Carnegie-2017, 1179 nucleotides. RefSeq lists its product as uncharacterized. The record is from RefSeq and is a predicted model, not a curated record. Bases 45 to 743 code for a protein of 232 amino acids. Lineage: Eukaryota; Metazoa; Cnidaria; Anthozoa; Malacalcyonacea; Xeniidae. The transcript is spliced from 3 exons.